This is a messenger RNA of Marmota flaviventris (yellow-bellied marmot), 1471 nucleotides long. The record is from RefSeq and is a predicted model, not a curated record. NCBI's taxonomy places the organism in Eukaryota, Metazoa, Chordata, Mammalia, Rodentia, Sciuridae.
AUGCUACUGUGUUUAUCAGGUACAACAGGAGAGGCCCUGGAAGUGACCUCAGGAGUAGUCAGGGACAGAACAUCUGGACCACCAGGCACUGGGGCCACCAGUGCUGGAAGCCCAGCAGCAACAAGUAGAAGAACAGAAACAUCUGCCACCAUCUCUGCUGGUGAGAACACAUCUGCAGGAACAGGCACACCUGGAGCAUCAUCUGGAACAACCCCAGAAGCCCAAGGAGGUAGCACCCCUGAAGAAUCAAGCACUAGAGCCACAGGUUCAGGAACCACAGGGGUGUCUUCUGGUUCAUCCACUACUGCCAGCCCUGGAGACUCAGCUACACCUUUCUCAACCUCUGCUAGUAGCAAAUCAGGUACAACAGGAGAAUCCUUGGGAGUGACCUCAGGAGCAGGCAGUGUGAGCACACCUGGACCAUCAGGCACUGCAGCCACCAGUGCUGGAAGUCCAGCAGCAACGACCACUGCCUCUGCUGUUGAGAACACUUCUGGAAGAACAGGCACCCCUGGAGCAUCAUCUGGAACAACCCCAAAAGCUCAAGGUGCCAGUACCCCUAAUCAAGCAGGCACUGGAGCCACAGGUUCAGGGACCACAGGAGUGUCUGCAGGCUCCACCACUGCCAGUCAUGAGGACUCAGCUAGACCUUUCUCAACCUCUGCUAGCAGCAAAUCAGGCACUACUGGACCAUCAGUUGGUACAACAACCAGAGCCCAAAGCAAUGAAGAGACAUCACCUGAAGUACACUCAGGUACUACUGGAACUUCAAUUCCCAUCACCUCCACAGCUGGAAGUACAAAAACCACACCCCAGCUGAGCACCAGCUUUACCAGUCCUGGGGAUACAUCAGUAGGAACAGAAGGCCCUAGUGCACCAACAACUAGUGGGAAGGAGAUUGGGACACCCAGCAAACCCAGCACUAGAGCUACAAGCACAGGAACUUCAGGUACAACAGGAGAGUUGCCGGGAACCACUUCAGGAGCAGUCAGAGACAACACAGCUGGGCAAUCCAGCACUGGGGCCACCGGCACUGGAAGCCCAACAGCAACAAGAGGAGGAGCUGAUGCAACCACCACUGUCUCUGCUAGUGAGAACACAUCUGGAACCACAGGCACACCUGGAGCAUCAUCUGGAACAACCCCUGAAGCUCAAGGUGGUAGCACACCUAGAGAGGCAGGGACUGCAGCCACUGGUUCAGGUACAUUUGAACCAGGAGUUGACAAAACAACCAGAGCCUCAAACAAUGAAGUGACAUCACCUGAAGGGAACUCAGGCUCUACUGGAACUUCAGUUCCCAUCACCUCCACAGCUGGAAGUGCAGGCACCACAGGAGGACUGAGCCCCAGCAUUACCAGUCCUGGGGGUACAUCAGGAGGAACCACAAGCCCUAGUACAACACCACCUAUUGGGGAGGAGAGCACCACAGCCAGCAAAUCCAGCACUGGAGCUACAAGCCCAGGAACUUCAG